UUUCCGCAUAUAAAAAGGAUUCAGUUACCAAAAGCUCAUUUCAAUCAAACAGAUCGUUCCAUAAAAUAGAUCAGUGUGUAAUACUCAAGUGAUAAAAAAAAUGCCUACUACAAUAGACUCCUCGUCUGUUUCGUGUUACGGAAAAUCAAGAAACCGUUGUGAUUCCGACACUAACGAAAAAACUCAAAUAUUCAAGACAAAAGUGGAUUUAUUGAACUGCAAACCAGAAGAUGUGAAAUUGAAGAUGGAAGGUAACAGAGUGAUCAUAGAAGGAAAACUUUUCAACAAUAGAUACAAGGAGAGACCAACACACUUUUCCAAACAUUAUAUUAUGCCAGAAAACUGCGAUUUGAAGAGAAUGCGUUAUACCAUAACUUCAGAUGGUGUCUACAUAACAGCUCCUAAAAGAGAUGUUGUCGAAUGCUCAGAAUUCCCUAAACUGGAAGACAGCUGUACAAAUAACUGCGUGGACCUCAACGACAGAUUUGAAAUUCGCCUCAACGUGCAAGAUUACAAACCUGAAGAUAUAAAAAUAAAGGUAAACUGUAACACCAUCACCAUUAAGGCUAAAUCUCUUCAAGAAACGGGCAUGAAAAGAGUUAUCAAAACAUACUCCCUUCCUGAUUGCUGCGAGAUAACAAGGCUUGAAAGAAGAUUCACUCCACAAGGACAUCUAAUUCUGAGCAUCCCAAAAUUCCUCGGCUUGUUCUGCGAUACCAAAAAGGCAAAUUUACAAAACGUGGAUGACGAAACUAAAAACGAUGUUAAAUGCAAGUUCAACAUCAGUACGGAGAAGUUCGAAAUCAAGAUUGAUGUCUCCAAAUACAGACCAGAAGAUAUCAAUAUUAUACAACAGAAGCGCAUGGUGACCAUCGAAGGUAAAACAUCUAAAAAAUUCUGUAAAACCGAAGAGAAAUUCGAAAAGACAUUUGUGCUCCCUCCUGAUUAUGAUGUCUCUAAGAUAGACCGCAAAUUUCAUUCUGAUGGCAUACUUGUGGUAUCCGUACCAAGAGCUGAAGGUAAGGUUAUGGAAGAGUUCAAAACCUUCCUGCCAGAAAAUUCCAUUUGCGAUAUGAAAAUCAAAGACGAGUACGUGGAAAUCAAACUCAACAUAAUUGGAUUUGAACCAGAAGAAAUAACCAUCAAACUUACUGGAAAAAAUACAAUAACCAUCGAAGGGAAGCAAUCAAAUCAAAAAGGUAGGAUCGCAAAGAGUUUUAUGAAAUCAUACCUACUGCCAACCGAUUGUGACACUAAAAAAACCAAGAAAUACCUUUCAUCGACUGGAGUUUUAACAGUGAGAAUACCAAGAAAUAGAAGAACUUGCUCCCUAGAUAAUUUAUCAGAAAUAGUUGAUGACAAAAACAGUUUUUCAACUGGUACUAGACGUGGAUCUUUGGAUAAUUUAAGUGAACCAGACGAGCAAGUAUUGGUUGAUUCUGCAGAAUUGGAUAAGGACAAAUUUGAAAUGAAAUUUAACGUACAUGGUUUCAGCACUGAAGAUAUUUAUGUGAAAAUAAACAAGAACAUAGUUACUGUGGAGUGCAAACAUUCAGAUCCUCGUAAGGUUAUUGUGAAAUCAUAUUUAGUUCCAAAAGCUUUUGAUCUGAACGCUCUCCAUACAUAUAUUACUCAUGAUGACAUUCUGAUCGUUACUAUACCAAAGUAUAAAUCUCAAAGUCACAACAAUAUCGAUAGAUAUAGUAACAGUAAUCCAACAAACAAUAGCUAUAAUAAUAAAGGUCAUAUUACACAAAGAGUUGGGGACAAUUAUAUCAUAAAAGUGGAUAUAAGAGGAUAUAACAAUAAUGAUAUUUCUUUGGAUAUUAAGGGACAAACCAUUUUAGUUCAAGGAGGUCAUUUGGGUAAUCACACAAUAUCAAAAAGCUUCAGUAAGAAAUUUGUGGUACCACCAACUUACAAUGUGGAAGCUCUAACGUAUUAUAUAUCUGCAGAAGGAUUUUUAAUUGUGGAAAUCCCAAUCAAUCCAACUGGACAAAAUGAAGUAGCACCAAAGCUAUACACAUUCCCAGAACAAAAAAAUACGACUAAACCAUAUGGUAAUCAAUACCAUGAUAAUCAUAAUCCCCAAAGCAAUUUUAAGAGACACUCAAAUAUACCUUCCUACCAUAGACAACACCAUUAUACAGCUGACAGACAUUCGGUAGAACCUGAUGGAUUUAAUCCAAUGCAGAAGAGUUACUUCAGUUCGACUCCUAACAUAAGAGAAAAAUCUCCAAAUAACUACAUUAAAGAUAGAUUUUCCUCAGCAUUCGAUUCUGAAGGUAAUGAGGUAUACCAGGUGUACGUGGACGUCAGAAACUGCUACGAAGAAGAUAUCAACUUGAUAAUGAAGGACAACAAUUUCAGGGUUGAAGGAAGAAAGAAGUACUAUGAUGGUUUAGGAAAUCCGUCAGGAGUAUUUGCCAAAAAUUUCUCAGUUCCUGGAGAAUUUGACAUGAAGAUGUUGCAGUCAAGGCUAGAGAAUGGUAUUCUUAUUGUUGAAGUACCAAAGUAUGAAUCGCAUAGAAAGAAUGAUAAUGAAGAGCCCUACAUAGGAAAGGACUUGUUAUCCAAUGUGAAAAUUGGCAGAGACAAUAUACUAGUCGAAAUGGAUGCAUCAGGACUCAAAAUCGAAGAUUUUGAAAUCACCACUUUCAAAAACGUCCUCACCAUUGGAGUUCUGAAGGGCGGAUCUGAUAGAUUCAAGACGAAAGUGGAUCUUCCUGACGAUGCAAUCAUAGAUGGCAUAAUGAAAACUAUAACUUCUGAUGGAAAAUUGUUGGUAACAGUACCGAGGAAAUUCCAGAAUUUUGUGGAAAAAAGUAUUCCGGAUCUUGCAGAUGCAAUUGAAUACGAAGAAAGUUCUGAGAUCAUAAAGAGUAAGAAUAGAAAAUCGUGCUUGGUUCUAUCGAAACAUCCGGAAAAAUCCAAAUCUGUCAAGUUUUUGGUUGAUGGUUUCGAAAAUGAAACUGAUGACGAUAUGAAAUUUGCAACUCUUCCUAGAUCUACCAGAUGUAAAUCUUACACUAACGUAUUUUUGGAAGGUCAAGACGAUAAACAAGUUAACAAUGUACUAGUAGGCAAUAAUUUCGAAUUGAAAAUUUUUGUACCGCAUCAUGAACCUGAUGAAGUUAUUGUUAAAAUUAGAGGAAGUACCAUAACAAUUGAAGGCACGAAGAAAAAUGAUGAGAGAAAUAUAUAUUUUUCGAAGAAUUUUUUCAAAACCUAUUUGAUACCUAAAAAUAUCGAUGUCAGUCAACUUAAGACAACAUUUAUAGAUAACUAUUUGAUUAUUACAGCCCCAAGAAAUGAUUUAGAGCAAUAGUAUAUUUAGUAUUAUGUAUUAUAGUUAUUUAUUUAAA
Molecule: messenger RNA, 3365 nt
Organism: Harmonia axyridis
Lineage: Eukaryota; Metazoa; Arthropoda; Insecta; Coleoptera; Coccinellidae
Exons: 1
Coding region: 101-3328 (1075 amino acids)
Biological process (GO): protein refolding; response to heat
Molecular function (GO): protein folding chaperone
Source: RefSeq, a predicted model, not a curated record